CCUGCCGCUAGUACUACGGCCCAUUCCGCGGUGGGCCAGGGACACUAGACCACGGACCCAUCAGUGUGAACAGACCACGAGAGCGAGUCACAGAUUAGUAAAUACUAAAUAGUUACGGAGUGCCAAUCGAAAGUUCAAAAUGUUUACCAUGUUCAAAUGGCUCAUCUUUCUCACAUACACACAUACAAUAAUAUGUUUAGAUCCCUACUCGUUACCCGACUUGCCUCCCGGGGAAGCGCCAGAGCCCAUACUGACUUUCAUGGAAGAAACGUAUCGGUCUGGCCGGGGCAAAGCUACCCACGAUGCGGGAGAACCCCUCCUCUUGACGCCAAUGAUUGAGGCAAAUAAACUGGAAGAGGCAAGAAAUGCCGCUCGAGUGGAGUCUGAAUAUAUUUUACCUGAUAUGGAAAGCUACGCUGGGUAUUUAACUGUAAAUAAGGAAUACAAUGCAAACUUAUUUUUCUGGUACUUCCCAGUCAUGGGUCCCCCAGUUGAAGAGACACCUUGGCUCAUUUGGCUUCAAGGAGGGCCUGGUGCGUCUUCCUUGUAUGGAUUAUUCACAGAGAUCGGACCUUUAUCUGUCACAGACGAUUUUCGUAUAGAAGAAGUAAAGUACUCCUGGGGCAAGAACCACUCUCUGCUAUUCAUCGAUAAUCCAGUUGGAACUGGUUUCAGUUUCACUGAUGACGACAGAGGCUACGCUACUAAUCAAACAACGAUCGGUGAAAAUCUGUACACUGCUGUCCAACAGUUUUUGACGUUAUUCCCGGAGCUUCGAAAAGCUCCGCUCACGAUAACCGGGGAAUCAUACGCCGGUAAACACAUUCCGUCACUUGCUAUCCAAAUUUUGUGGCAUAGACAGGAGGAUCCAUCAAUUAAUUUGCAGGGUCUCGCAAUAGGAAAUGGCUUUAUCGACCCACUCACUCUUCAAAGAUACAGUCAUUUCGUCAGAGAGACAGGUCUAGUCGACGACAAAGUUGCAAACUUCAUGAACCAAAUCGAAACAGCCGUAACGCAAUUUAUAAACAAUGGCGAAAUGUUGAAGGCUUAUGCGUACUACAACUAUUUACUGCAACUCUUCCUCUCGGAAUCAAAACUGAACAACCUAUACAAUUACCUUCAAGACUCGAUAAGUUUAGAUGGCUCGUACCUCGAAUAUAUAGAAAGAGAUGACGUCAGACGAGCGUUACAUGUUGGCAACACCAACUUCACUUCAAUAGGUGUGGUGUAUAGAAAACUGGUGCCAGAUUUCAUGGGCAGCGCGAAACCUUGGCUCGAAGAAUUACUUGAAAACUACAAGGUCAUGCUCUAUAACGGCCACUUGGACAUCAUUGUGGCCUACCAUCCAUCAGUAAACACCUACGAUUCGUUAACAUUCAGUGGUACUUCUGAGUUUCGUGUUACGCACCGAAGACCUUGGUUCCACGACGGACAACUAGCUGGAUAUUAUAAAAUAGCGGGAAACCUCACUGAGGUGAUGAUUCGUGGAGCCGGUCACAUGGUGCCGGCUGACAAGCCAGCGGCCGCACUCGGCCUUAUAUCAGCCUUUGCUCGUGGUAUAUCAUUAUACGAAGAUACAGGCUCAUUAGUGGAUAUAGAAAAAAACUCAUCAAGAACUCAUCAACUUCCACUCAACUAAUGCAAUCAUUUAAAACUAAUUUAUUGCAAGUCGCCGUGAUCCUGAAAAUAAUUAAAACAUUCCUAUUACAUAGAUUUGAUUUAGGAUUAUGUAAAUAAAUAAUUAUUU
This is a messenger RNA of Colias croceus (clouded yellow), 1747 nucleotides long. RefSeq names its product venom serine carboxypeptidase-like. NCBI's taxonomy places the organism in Eukaryota, Metazoa, Arthropoda, Insecta, Lepidoptera, Pieridae. Gene Ontology annotation, biological process: proteolysis. Bases 140 to 1639 code for a protein of 499 amino acids. The transcript has 9 exons. The record is from RefSeq and is a predicted model, not a curated record. Gene Ontology annotation, molecular function: serine-type carboxypeptidase activity.